Diuraphis noxia (Russian wheat aphid) is the source of this 4436-nucleotide messenger RNA. RefSeq lists its product as uncharacterized. Gene Ontology annotation, cellular component: stress fiber; microtubule plus-end; actin filament. The record is from RefSeq and is a predicted model, not a curated record. Gene Ontology annotation, molecular function: microtubule binding; actin filament binding; cytoskeletal adaptor activity. Lineage: Eukaryota; Metazoa; Arthropoda; Insecta; Hemiptera; Aphididae. Gene Ontology annotation, biological process: regulation of microtubule polymerization or depolymerization; protein localization to microtubule plus-end; microtubule bundle formation.
CGACGCGCGGCAGUUACAAUUGCGAUACCGAGUCGCACACCGUGCCGUUCCGCGACUCGAUGACGAUUUUCAAUAAUAAUAUUUUGUUAUUAUAUUAUUGUUUUAUUAUGCUUCUACCUACAUCAUAAAUAAUACCGUUCUAUCAAUUUCGGUGUUGAAUUUUUCCUCGUCGCCCGCACCGCAACGAGUAUCCCCGUUAUACGUUACCUCUGUUAAUAUUUAAUAAUUUCAUUUUUCUAUUAACUCGCCCACAUUAAAGUGUUAUAUUGAUUAUAAUAUAUAUAUUAUCAUUAAAUAUUUGUGUUUUGUUGUUAUAAUAAAAUAGUUUAAUUUAUGUGUUAAUUAAUUUUACAUCGUUAUAUGAAAUAUAUAUAUAUAUAUAUAUAUAUAUAUAUUUCUAUGUUAUACACAGUAAUAUUGUUGUAUGCGAUUGACGGCCAAUAACAUGGUUUGUCCGAAGACUAGCAAUACUAAAUACUUCACCAUCAACACAGUUGCGUUUAAAUUUUCAAAUUUCUGACUUCAAAUUCGGUCGUGGUGAUUCCGUCAUCUACCAGAUACCGAGAUGGCAUUAUUAGUGGAAUCACGGUCGUUUCGGCCGUUCAAGUCCAGUGAAGAAUAUCUUUAUGCUAUGAAAGAAGAUUUAGCUGAAUGGCUGAAUAGUUUAUAUCCUGAGCUCUACAUUAACGUAAAUAAUUUCAUGGAUAGACUUGAUACUGGCGUGGCUUUGUGCAAGCAUUCAAACUGUGUAAGAAAUUAUGCAGAGGAACACGUGAAUCGAAGACAAGCAGCUGGGAAAUCUAAUAUUAGUGGCAUUGCGAGCAUAGUUCUUCAAUUACCACCUGUACGAUAUUUACCCGGCGCUAAAGGUGGUACAUUUUUUGCUAGAGACAAUGUUUCCAAUUUUAUAAAUUGGUGCAGAAAUGGACUUGGUGUGUUUGAGUGUCUCCUCUUUGAAACAGAUGAUCUUAUAAUGCGAAAAAAUGAAAAACACGUGAUUUUGUGUUUAUUAGAGGUCGCUAGACGUGGUGCUAGAGUUGGUGUGCCAGCUCCGAUGUUAGUGCAAAUGGAAAGGCAGAUUGAUCGGGAAAUCGCUGCAGAUAAAAAGUAUGCUCAAUUUUCACAAGGAACUGAUUUUAAUGAUGGCGAUGAUACAGAUUUGAGUGACGGCGAAGAUUUAUCCGAAUAUGCACCAUUGCCUCAAAUUGUUACUAACGAUUUAAAAAGCUUAGAUGAAAUGGUACGGGAUCUUGUGGAAAGGUGCAAAUGUCCGACCCAGUUCCCAAUGAUCAGAGUGUCCGAAGGAAAAUACCGUAUCGGUGAUACUAAAGUCUUAAUAUUUGUCAGAAUACUGAGGAGUCACGUUAUGGUCAGAGUGGGUGGAGGUUGGGACACACUGUCUCAUUACUUGGACAAACACGAUCCGUGCCGAUGCAAAACUGCUCAUCGAGCCCCGGUGUCUGCAAAACUGACGGGUGUCAGAAGUGGCGGGCCCACGUUGGAAAUAUCGCACGCCCAAGUACACUACGAAAGAUCACCUCCGAGAACACGACGCUCGUCCACAUCCAGCACAGGUAGCAGUGGUAACGGUGGUUACUCCGGCGGCCUGAGCCUGACGUCCGGAGGCCUAGCCACGGCCAAGCGAGCGAGCCGCCGCCGGAGCCGAUCGCCGUCCCCGCGGCCGACCACCAAACUGAGUACGCCCGUGGACGCGGGCCGUCGGAGCAGAAGCCCCACGCCCCGACUGGGCACAGACCACUUGGUCGUGGCCAACACCGGCUGUAGGUCUAGGUCGGUAACCCCUAGCAGGAGACGUACACGGCGGUCCGCUUCACCUUCAUCCGGAGCUGCAGGUAACGGCGGCGAUCGUUUGUUACAUGUGCCAAAUGGACAGCGACAGUCCAACGACCGCAGCCGUUCGCCAUCGGCGACGCGCCAGCGAAGCGGAGUAGACGACACGCCGACGCCAAAGAUAUCGCUGAACUUCACGUCAGAACUGGCCGCCGAGUUGGGCGACCGUUUGCAACGGUCUUCCAGAGAGUCGUCCGUGGACAUAAUACACCAGCGUGAGACUGGAAAAACGGACGGUAACCGAAACGGUUGCGAUGACUGCAACGAUGGCGACGACGACGACGACGACGACGUGACCGUGGACACGUCGUCCACGUGCCGGGUUUCGGAUAACUUCCGAGGCACAGAACAGUACCGCGUGCUCAACCCCAUGCCCGUCACGGCCAUCGGCGAGAGGCGGCAUUCGACCGUCAGGGAGGAAGAGUCCGUGGUGGACACGACGCCUUUCAGCCGCGUGUCGGACAGCCUGAGGGUGGCCGCAUACGAUUGUCCAGCGUCGGCGGGCAGGAAAAAGUCGCAUACAGCCCACGGGGACGCGAAGAAGUCGGAACCCGUCGGCACGGACAGCGGUUCGGAAGUGUCGGACGAGGGCUACAGGAGUCUGGGAGUGGUGGCUUCACCGCCGUUCAACUCUAACGUAAAACACGUGCAAAAAUCAAACGGCACGCCACCGGUGACACGAGUUACGCGGCCACCGCGAAGCCGUUCUGCAGGCGGCAAGGAGACGCCCAGCCCGCAGCAGUCGCCGUUCCGCCGGAACCGUUCUACCACCCAGUCGUCGAGACACCAGCAACCAGCGCCAGCGAUCGGCCGGUCGCAGACGCCGACGCCGACGCCGAGCCGCCGGUCACCCGCACCGUACGCGGACGGUGGCCAAYACCAACYGCCGUUUUCGGCGUCGUCAACGCCGGCCACGCCGCUGCUGGGUCGGAACAACACGUGGAACGCGGCUGGUGGCCGGCACUGGUCGUCCAAACAGCGACCGCAAAUGUCGGCCGACACAUUUUGCCAACAGGUGGCCGACAUCAUCAACCGGUACGCAGUUAUGGCGCCCAGUCCCCGGAAAGACUCGAAACCCGAUUCGCCGAUCGUCACCAGGAUACCGGCGCCGGUCCAAAGGACUUGAUGGUUCUCGCCGCCGCCGUCGUUGUCGUCGUCGUCGUCAUCUUCGAUUGUAAAGACAAGUCAGCGGUUAAAUCGUCACCGGAAGGGCUUGGUGGAGGGGAAAAAAUUUUCUUUAAAAAAUAAAAAAUUAACACUCCGUACUCUCUGGAUUUUCGCUCAGAUUCAGACGAUUCCGUAUGAAUAAAACCAAUGUUAUCGAACUAUUAUUUUAUUAUGACGCGUUAGACAUAUUCUUCAGCUUUAGCACACCGGACACGCGACUAUAAUAAUAAUUGAUUUAUUUUUUUUCGAUACGAUGACGACGAUGRCGAUAACACGACRACAAAUAUUACGUUUGUGUAUUUAAAAAAAAAAAAUUUAUUUUUAUUGCGUAUCGAUAUUGUUUUAUGUGUUGUUUUUCUGCGAUCGGAUUAUAAUAUUAUGAUACAUAGGUAAUAUUAUAGUAUAAUUUUUAUUAUUAUUGUCUUGUGCAUAUUAUAUUUAUUAUUUAUUGUACGUUGUUAUAAUAUUUAGGUGCAUAAAUAAAAAAUAUAAUUUUUUUUUGUUAUGUGUUUGUCGACGAUGGCAGACGAGGAAGACAAUAUUAUGCUUUUCUCGCGCGAACGAAUGGUGCUAAAAACCGACCUUAAUUAGUGUUACGAUUAUAAUAGUAUUAUAUAAUAUAUUAUAUUAUAUUAUCGUUAUGUGAUAAUAUUGCAAAUUUAUGAAGGGUUGACGCAUUGGCGAACCCGUGACUUUCUUUUUUCCUAGGGGUCGUAACGGUAAAAAACUGUGCUUCCCCUAUAACGAAAUCACUAAAUACUUUAAAAWAUAAAUACAUAUUCAGGGGCGUGUUGUACACGACCCCUUAACCUCCCUUCCACUUUCGCGUGUGCGUCACUGGGUUAGCAUGUGUGUAUUAGUUAUCAUAAUAUUAUUAUUAUUAUUAUCAUUAUCACCAUUGUAAUUUUAAUGCAUAUAGCGUAUCUUGUGUAUAUGCUUAGGUAUAUAAUAUGUUAUAUAUUAUUACCGCUGACUGUUAUUAUUUGUAAGAACACGAUCUUCAUAUAAAUACGUGUAUAUAUAUAUAUAUAUAUAUAUAUAUAUAUUAUGAAUGUAUAAUAAUAAAAAAGCAUAUACUUAUAGAUGUGGGGUAAAUUUACAAUGACUAAAUAUAUCAUAAUAUGUUUUAUAUUUUAUAUAGAACGGUCAUUUUUUUUUUUUGUAAUAUCUAUACGCAUAGGUAAAUAUAAUAAGGAUGUGUGCGCUAUUGUUGUAAUAGUCGUGUCAAAUUGUGAACUCGUGUACCUAUAUACCUACAAUAAAAUAUUAUAUGGUAUAUKACCCUACCGUAUCGUACACAUCAUAUAGGUAUUACGUAAUAUUAUAUAAUUUUUAUUAUAGACAAUUUAUUAUAUACAUACUAUAAUAAUGCAUUAUACUUUAAAUUAGCUAAAUAAACUAACAAAAUUGUUGAGGAA